This is a messenger RNA of Sinocyclocheilus rhinocerous, 1809 nucleotides long. RefSeq names its product sterile alpha and TIR motif-containing protein 1-like. The record is from RefSeq and is a predicted model, not a curated record. NCBI's taxonomy places the organism in Eukaryota, Metazoa, Chordata, Actinopteri, Cypriniformes, Cyprinidae. Bases 679 to 1809 code for a protein of 376 amino acids. The transcript has 2 exons. Gene Ontology annotation, molecular function: signaling adaptor activity; NAD+ nucleosidase activity. Gene Ontology annotation, biological process: negative regulation of MyD88-independent toll-like receptor signaling pathway; response to axon injury. Gene Ontology annotation, cellular component: dendrite.
AUGUUACAAAAAAGCUAACGUUGCAUAUAGUCUCUGUCCACCAGGGGGCGUUGAGCUAAAGUGGCACUAUGAUGCUGAGGAUGCUUCUCCGCUUCCAGUUUGUGAGAUACACAGGGCGGGUCUAUAAACGGACGCUGAGGAUGCUUGAGGAUUCAUUAUCAACAAUCUUAACUUUAUUUCAAAUAUAACGGCUUCACAGUGUUUUAUUUUAUAUAAUAAGUAUCGCCUCAGUUGGCUUUGACAGGAAUCUAUCCGAGGGUGGUAAAAGGACAGUGGAAAUAGUCGUCUUUUUUCUGACAAACCCAAUCGUUUGCCGGUUUACAGCGAUACAAACCGGCUUUCUAAUUUUCUUAAAACAUCAGGCCAUUCUGACAGCUUUAUCUUGUUAUUUGAUGGUUUUUAAACAACCUUGUGGGCCCUUUCUAACAGUGGAUACUUUAAGCGUAUCUUAAAGGCUUUGCCAGUGCUCUGACGUCAUUUGUGUUUAUUAUUUUUUUCUGACAUCAGCAGGAUAAUGUGGUAAACGGUCGCUGUUAAUGAAUGAAACUGUUUCCCACGCAAUAGACAUUAAUGAUUUGCUUGGUAAUGACGGCGACGCGAUAAUUUAUUUUGUCACAGCGGAAAGACAAAGAAACAUCAUAAGUGUUGUUACGGCAGAGAAACGGCUGGUAACGUUAGAUGUUUUUGUCUCCUGUCGUGUAUCUCAGCAAGAUUUGCCGUUAUUUCUCCAUGUUUAGCACCGACAGACUCACGGUUCCUGAAUAUGUCAGUAAUCGGCUACACAACCGGAGGACGGGCUCUGGCCCCAGGGCUGUGUCUCCGGGGAUCAGCGCCGACGUUCGGGCCGUGUUGGACGGCUCUCUCCCCGCGCUGCGCUCCGCGAUCAAAACACUUAAGUCUUCGAAAGACACUGGAGAUGUGGAGGAGACCCGCCGGGCCAUCGCUGAGACUUUCCAGCUGGUUGAGGAGGCCUGGGUCCUGCCCACAGUGGGCCGACGGGUAGCAGAGGAGAUGUGCAACAGGAUCCGGCUGGAUGGGGGUCUGGAACUGCUCUUGCAGCUGCUGCAGACACCUGCUGUAGGAAUCACAUAUGAGUCUGCCAAGCUCCUUGAGCAAAUACUGGUCUCAGAAAACAGGGAUUAUGUGGCACGUAUGGGGCUUGGGGUCAUCCUGAACCUGACCCGUGAGCAGGAUGAUGCCCAGCUGGCACGGAGCGUGUCAGGCAUCCUUGAGCACAUGUUUAAACACACAGAGGAGACAUCUGCGCAGCUCAUCACUAAUGGAGCACUGGACACCCUCCUGUAUUGGUGCCGUGGAACAGACCCAACUGUACUGCGGCACUGUGCUGUGGCCCUGGCAAACUGCGCUAUGUAUGGUGGGCACCGCUGCCAGCGUCUGAUGAUCGAAAAACAGGCGGCUGAAUGGCUGUUCCCACUGGCAUUUUCCAAAGAGGACGAGCUGAUCCGGUUCCAUGCCUGUCUGGCCGUGGCUGUGCUGGCAGCUAAUAGGGAGAUAGAGAAAGAAGUAGUGAAGUCUGGUACUCUGGAGUUGGUGGAGCCAUUUAUCGCCUCGUUGGACCCUGAAGAGUUUGCACGCAACCUGUUGGACAGUGCAGACAGCAUGCAGGGCCGCACCGCAGCAGACCUGCAGCACUUACUGCCUCUGCUGGACGGCACAUGUCUGGAGGGGAAAUGCAUCGCUGCAUUCUACCUGUGUGUGGAGACUAGUAUCAAGUCUCGUCAACGUAAUACCAAGGUCAGGCAGACACUAUAUUUACUCCUCUCACAUAUUUUGUUUAAAUGGAGAUGA